AUGUGGAACAAAAUCAAAGGCUUCGCUGCUCCUUUCAGGAUGGUAUCCAAAGCCGCCGCAGACCUGAUGGCAUACUGCGAGGCGCACAUACGCGAGGACCCCCUCAUCGUGCCCGUGCCCGCCUCUGAGAACCCCUUCCGGGAGAAGAAGUUCUUCUGCACCAUCCUCUGAUGAGCUGCUGGUAGAGCUGUACAGGUGCAGGCAUGGCGUUGCCUGGCUUCUCUGUCUUCACCACACCUGAAGCUACUGGCCAUAGGCAUUGAGCUGAGUUUUGCCAAGGCGGGGACACUCUGUUGUUGGUCAGCUCUGCCCCUGGUGGCUGAAGGUUUUGGGGGAGUCAGCUACCAAACUGGCAACCCAGUGGGCGUAUAAUGUCUUGUUAAAUAGGUUUGUUAUUGCUUUGUUAUUAGAGAAACAGCCUUGCUUAGUGCUCAAAGAGAUGAGAGAUGUUUUGUUUUUUCUUUUCUUUUUCUGUGCUAGAUUUGAACUUGCCUCAGGAAACAACUUUGCCCAGUGUUUGACUUUUUUAAAAAAAACAUUUAUUUCCCCUUUUUUUUUCUGAAUAAAAAUGCGUAGGUCUUUGUAUAAACUCAAUCAUGACUUGUGUUAGUGUUUUUUUUUUUCUUUUUUUUUAAUGGCUCUCAAUGCACAGAUGUAACUAUUAGUAGCAACACUUAAAGCACCACUAAAAAUUCGACGACUUCCCUCAGCAGUGGUUUCAGUUUCAGCAUCGACAAUUAACCCACUCGCUUUAGAUCUGAUUCAGAUUAAAGCCCAGAAACGGAAACCGUAUCUCACAGUGAAUAAUUUCCGCUGCACUCUCAGUAAGAAUGAGGCGGCCGCACGUCGCGUCCUGCUGCAGAGAAAUGAGUGGACCCCUUUUUGAAAGGUGCAGAGCUAAUGUUUCAACAGCCAGAUGAGUUCCUCGGGGUUAUCACUGUGCAAACAAACCCUUAAGUCAAGAAUUAUUUAUGAAUCUGCCACCUUCUGCCCACUCUAAUGCAUUCUAACUUUGCUUCUCGGUUUGAUUUGCUCUUCAUUUUCUUUCGAAUCUGAAAAAGCAUCAGUUAAUCCUGCAGCCCUCUGCAGGAAUAGAUAUAUAUAUAAAAUAUCAUUAUUUCUUUCUUUUUUUUCUUGCAGGACACCUUGUUCCCUUCAGCACUCUCUCUUAAUUUCUGGGCAUGUUUCCUGAGCCUGAUUCUUUUCCUUCUUUUCUUCUUCUUCCUUUUUGCCUGUCCUAGAGUGAAUGGCGAGGCCUUUGACAUUAAUACCAAACUGGAGGCCUGCAUGUUUCUCUGCUCCUUUUUGACAGCCUCCUCUGUUUCCGAGGGACCGUCAGUCUCUUCGAGUGUACAGUAUGUUACGGUGCCAACUUCUGUGGGAGCGGUGUGAUCUUCACACUGUGCUUCCCGGAGCCUUUUCUUUUUUUCUGUUCUGGGUUUUUUCUCUUUUGGAAGAAAAAAAGCACACUGUCGAAACAUUUCCUUUACAUGGUAGUUGAAUAGCAUUUGCUGAUUUUUAUGAUGACUUGUUCUGAUCGUUAUUAAUAUUGUUAUCAGUAGUAUUAACGAAUAUCUGUUGCACAGCACUGACAGCUACAUGACGUGCAGUGCUCCUAAGCCUGUAUGAUACGUAGAGAAAAAGAACGUUUAUAAAUCAUGCAAUUAUUGAUACUAUCGUGAGUAUUUUUUAAAAACAGCGCUGAGGGUCGUUUACAUAAUAGGGUCCCUUUUUUCUUUUCUUCUUUUAUUUGGAGGUUCAGGCUUUUUGCAUCAAGGUUUCUAUCAUCGAAGGGGAGGGGGAGUGGGGACUUCCUUUUUGGUACUUGAAUAGCCAUUGCAUUAGGAAUCAGUCUCUGAUACUGGACCGUAACAAACGCAGACUCAAAUUGUCUUCAGGAUAAUUAUCGUCUUUAUUUCCUAUCUGAAAACCUGAGCUGACCUCAGGACACUCGCUGACCUCAUCUCAAGGAUGGUGCCAAAAUCUGAAAAGAAAUACGACGGCUAGAGAUGAAUAUUGCAUGGAUUUAUUUCUAUUUAUAACAGAGAGAACUAUUACGAUAUGAAAUAUUGCCUGUUCAUUGACUUUUCUGGGUGCUACUCUGCACAUAAUAAUCUCCCUGGAGUCCGGAUAUGUCAAUAACGUGCAGCUGUAUUCAUGAAUGGUAUUGUUUUUUUUGGGGGGGGAAUAAAUAGCAUUUACAUAGCAGACUUUGUAAAAAUCCUUUGACGGAUCAAAUGAAUUAAAAGAAAACGGCAA
Neolamprologus brichardi is the source of this 2259-nucleotide messenger RNA. The record is from RefSeq and is a predicted model, not a curated record. Lineage: Eukaryota; Metazoa; Chordata; Actinopteri; Cichliformes; Cichlidae.